UAAGCCUGGCACCAUUGUUUGAAAUGUCAAACAGCACAUAAAUCUCGUCUGCAAAUUUUUUUCACUUUCAUGUGUCAUCAUCCAAUAUUUGAGUUUUUUAAAGCGUGAAUAUGUCUAAAAGAAAUGCCUGUGACACCGGUCUUUUACAUAAGAAAACCGUUAAAAGACGAAUAAAAAAUGAAUUGUUAAUGGAGGAAAAAGUAAAAGAGUUAAGAGUGAUUGCAGCAAAUGAGUUGUUGCAGUCAAAUUCUGACGCCCUUGCCAGCCCACCAACACAUUUGCUAGCGUCAUCGUCGGUGAUUCGGUCUUUACAACCUUCAACAAGUUCAAACUCUGAGUCCGUCAAAAACCUAUUUUACCAAAAUAGAGAUGGUAAUCCAGCGUCUCAAGUGGUUCAAUUAAACCAUGGGGAGGUUUUCAGUGAAGACAAAAGCGAGAUUGAAAAUUAUUAUUCAGCAGUCAAUGCCAGCAACAUCGAACAUCAGCAGUUCAAGAUCAACAUGACAUUAAUUCUGACGAUUCUGCUAUUUCUGAUACUCAAGAUGAUGAGGUUUUUACUUGCAAAUCACUCACUCAUCAUUAGUCUGUGUACUGUGUGUUUGUUUCAAAUAUGUGGUCAAUGAAAAUGUUUCGAGGACUACAGAAAUACAUGUAUCGAAGAUUU
Molecule: messenger RNA, 664 nt
Organism: Daphnia pulicaria
Lineage: Eukaryota; Metazoa; Arthropoda; Branchiopoda; Diplostraca; Daphniidae
Exons: 3
Coding region: 111-623 (170 amino acids)
Source: RefSeq, a predicted model, not a curated record